AAUAAUGACUUUCAGAAGCCGGAAAAGCUGGAUAAAAUCGUUCCCAUACACUGAAAGCGCACAACCACGUCGCUGCUGACGUUUCUCAAGGGUGACACAGGACACUCGGGCCGCGCCCUACCAAAGCCAACCCUCAGCCUGCAGAGGGCGGCACCUUCUGCGCUGCCCUGCGCGGUGAAGAAAAAAGCAUGCCUACUCACACUCCCAAAAUGGCGCCGUCGGCACCUGACUGACAGCGUCCUGAGCAAGCCCGGCCCCUUCUGCUGCCUCUCACGGAACGCUCCCUUCUGCUUGAGUGGCAGAGAAGUAGUCUAUGAGCGUGUCAAGGGGGCGGGAGCAGAUCCGGCUGCUAGCCAAUCAGGCGCUGCGAUGCGGCGCGGAGGGCGCGGGUUGGCGUUUCCACGGGGAAGGCAGCGCGGCGCGGUCCGGCCGUGGCGGUAGUAUGAGCCUGUCCGUGAGGAAUGAGCUUUCAGUAGACAAAACUAAAAAGAAGAAGAGAAGAGAACUGACUGAGGAACAGAAACAAGAAAUUAAAGAUGCUUUUGAAUUGUUUGAUACAGACAAAGAUAAAGCAAUAAAUUACCAUGAAUUGAAGGUGGCAAUGAGAGCCUUGGGUUUUGAUGUGAAAAAAGCUGAUGUACUGAAAAUACUUAAAGAUUAUGAUCGAGAAGCAACAGGCAAGAUCACCUUUGAAGAUUUUAAUGAAGUUGUGACAGACUGGAUAUUGGACAGAGAUCCACAAGAAGAAAUACUCAAGGCGUUCAAGUUGUUUGAUGAUGAUGACUCUGGUAAAAUAAGCCUGAGAAACCUGCGUCGGGUUGCUAGAGAACUGGGUGAAAAUAUAUCUGAUGAAGAACUGCGGGCUAUGAUUGAAGAAUUUGAUAAGGAUGGAGAUGGAGAAAUCAAUCAAGAGGAGUUCAUUGCUAUUAUGACUGGAGAUAUUUAACAUUGGAAGAGAAGAAAUGAAUUUAUCACAAAAGGGAAACAUUGUUGGCAUCUGCCAUUAGAGUAUUUUGUAGUUUGUUUCUGUUCACGGAGUCAAGUAGAAAAUUAUUUUCCUCAGAGGUCCAAAAUAAACACAAGUCUUAUAUACUGCUGCUUUGGAACUUUAUGUCAUUAAAUCUCAUCACUAGAGUAAGUGAUCAUGUUAAUACAAGUAAUACUACAUUUCAGAGUAUUUUAGUGCUCAUUUGUAAAAUAGCUUUGUAUAAUAUUUCUAAAUUAAAUCCUAUUAUAAGAACCUUUUGAAGUUGGCUUUAUGUUAGCACUGACUGCGGCCUUAGUUUUGAUACAUGAAGUUUGACAGGUUUCCAUUUUAAUAAAAUGCUCUUUACUAUUGCUACUGAAAACUCUUGGUUUUUU
This is a messenger RNA of Phasianus colchicus (ring-necked pheasant), 1362 nucleotides long. It is a transcript of the gene CETN3, whose product is annotated as centrin 3. Lineage: Eukaryota; Metazoa; Chordata; Aves; Galliformes; Phasianidae. Gene Ontology annotation, molecular function: calcium ion binding. The record is from RefSeq and is a predicted model, not a curated record. Gene Ontology annotation, cellular component: myosin II complex.